AUGGGUGAAAACUUUCCCUCAGGGUCCAAAAAGUUCAACACUGAACUUACCGACUACUCGGUGUCACAUGCUGAUAAGACUGGUCCCUAUGCGGCAGAUCUUGACAUUGACGCCAUCGUGGUUGGAGCAGGCUUCGCUGGCAUAUUCAUGCUCAAGACUCUACGCGAUUGCGGCUUGAAGACAUACAUCUUCGAAGCUGGUAACGACACCGGUGGUACGUGGCGCUGGAAUUGCUAUCCAGGUGCUUGUGUCGACUCUGAGGUGCCUGAGUAUGAAUUUUCCUGGCCCGAAGUCUGGAAGACAUGGAAUUGGCCGAGCAACUACCCCAAUUACGAGAGUCUGCGAGCAUACUUUGAUCAUGUUGAUAAAGUGAUUGGGGUGAAGAAAGACUGCUCUUUCAAUACAGUUGUCGUUGGAGCUCACUUCGACGAAGCUGAGGGAAAAUGGAACAUACGUACCGAAGAUGGUCGUACAACAAAGGCCAAAUACCUUAUUCUUGGUACAGGAUUUGCUGCGAAGAGAUAUAUUCCUGAUUGGCCUGGAAUGAAUAAAUUCAAAGGUGUGAUCCAUCACUCUUCGUUUUGGCCAGACGAAAAGAUCGCCGUCAGUGGGAAAAAAUGUGCCAUUAUCGGUACAGGAGCAUCCGGGGUACAAAUGGUCCAGGCGUGGGGCCCGGAAGCUGGAGAAAUAAAGGUUUUCCAACGCACUCCCAACCUUGCUAUUCCGAUGCGUAAGCGAGAUCUUACUGUUGAUGAACAAGAAAAGGCCAAGAAUUAUUACCCAGAGUUAUUCAAAUAUCGCGAAAAGACUUUUGUAGGUCUUCUCUAUGACUGGGCUGAGAAAAACACGUUUGACGACACUCCGGAGGAUCGCGAAGCAUUUUACGAGCAGGUCUGGAAAGCUGGCGGAUUCCGGUACUGGGUCGCCCUCUACAAAGAUAACCUGAUGAAUGCCGAGGCAAACAAGGAGUCAUACAAGUUUUGGGCCAAGAAAACUCGUGCUCGAAUUGAUGACCCGAAAAAGCGCGAUAUUCUUGCUCCGCUUGAUAUGCCUCACUUUUUCGGAAUCAAACGACCAUGUCUGGAGAAUAACUACUACGAACAGUUUAAUAGGCAAAAUGUUGAUAUCGUAGACAUCAGCAACAAUGCAAUCAAGGAUAUUGAUGAAACUGGAAUCAUACUUGAAGAUGGAACUCAUCAUGAGUUUGACGUUAUUGCAGUGGCAACAGGCUUUGAUAUCGUGACCGGAGUCAUGACACAAUUAGGACUCGAAAGCAUAUCCAAGACCAAGCUUGAUGAAGAAUGGCUCUCUGGCGCUCACACAUACCUAGGGCUCACCGUCAGUGGAUAUCCCAACAUGUUUCAUAUCUAUGGCCCACAAGCUCCAACCCUUCUUAGCAAUGGUCCAACCACUGUGGAAGUACAGGGCCGAUGGAUCGCUGACUGCAUCCAAAAGAUGCAGAAGAAUAACAUCAAGUACAUCAACCCGAAACGUGAGGCAUCUGUGGCUUGGAAGAAGAACAUCAUCGAUAUGAACAACCAGAUGCUAUUUCCGACUGUGAGAUCAACUUAUAUGGGUGGAAGUAUCCCUGGGAAGGUAUAUGAACCUGUGUGUUUUCCGGGUGGAAUUCCCAUGUAUGCGAUGUCAAUUCGCACGGCGCUUGAUGAUAUGUCGGGGUUUGACGUGGUUUCAAACUAAAAGACGGUGAUACCAGAUUGUCUCGAUGUAUUAUUACAUAUAUAGAGAUGUUUCGGUGACCAGUAGAAUGAGAUUCGGUCUCUUAGUUGAAUAGCAGUUGAAUAGCAGUUGAAUAGCAAAAUA
This is a messenger RNA of Trichoderma virens Gv29-8, 1821 nucleotides long. RefSeq lists its product as uncharacterized. The record is from RefSeq and is a predicted model, not a curated record. The transcript is spliced from 5 exons. Bases 1 to 1698 code for a protein of 565 amino acids. Gene Ontology annotation, molecular function: flavin adenine dinucleotide binding; N,N-dimethylaniline monooxygenase activity; NADP binding. Lineage: Eukaryota; Fungi; Ascomycota; Sordariomycetes; Hypocreales; Hypocreaceae.